This is a messenger RNA of Abrus precatorius (Indian licorice), 1128 nucleotides long. Its product is annotated as S-type anion channel SLAH4-like. Gene Ontology annotation, cellular component: membrane. NCBI's taxonomy places the organism in Eukaryota, Viridiplantae, Streptophyta, Magnoliopsida, Fabales, Fabaceae. The record is from RefSeq and is a predicted model, not a curated record. Bases 1 to 1128 code for a protein of 375 amino acids. Gene Ontology annotation, molecular function: voltage-gated monoatomic anion channel activity. Gene Ontology annotation, biological process: transmembrane transport; intracellular monoatomic ion homeostasis. The transcript is spliced from 2 exons.
AUGGGUGACGCUGAGGUCAAGCCAUCAGUUGAGGUUGUCGUGUGUGCUAAUUCGAUGAACAAUACUAAUGAAGACAACAAUGCGCACCCAGUUCCCGACAUCACCAAGCCAUCACAUUCGAAGUUACCAAUCUUAACCAAGCUCCAUGCUGGUUACUUUUUCAUAUGCCUUUCCUUGGGUGCACAAGCUUUGCUAUGGAAGAGUUUGAGCAAACAUAACAAGGACUCACAAACUCUCUGGCAUGGAUUUAAUUUGAUGCCUUCCAUUGCAUUUCUACUUCUUUGGUGUCUGGCAGUGCUUACUGCAGCUACUCUAUCUUUACUUUACAUGCUAAAGUGCAUCUUUCACUUUGACAUGGUGAAGGAGGAGUUUUCACAUCAUAUUGGAGUGAACUGCAUGUACGCUCCUUGGAUUUCUUGGCUUCUCAUGCUUCAAUCAGCACCAGUGAUUUUUCAUAGAACUUCUUACUAUCAAGUUCUUUGCUUGGCCUUUUCAUUUGCAAUUUUGGUACUUGACAUAAAGCUAUAUGGACAAUGGUUCACAACUAAAAAGCGGUUUCUGUCAAUUGUAGCAAACCCUUUAAGCCAGGUUUCAGUUAUAGGGAACUUUGUGGCUGCUCAAGUUAUUGCAGAAAGUGGUUGGAAAGAGGGUGCAGUUUCAAUGUUCUCUCUGGGAUUAGUAUAUUAUUUAGUUAUAUUUGUAACGCUAUAUCAGCGUGUGACAAGUGGGAACCAGUUUCCCAAAGUGCUAAGGCCAGCUUACUUCCUGUUUUUUGCUGCACCAAGCAUGGCAAGUCUAGCUUGGAAAUCCAUUUCAGGUGCUUUUGUCACCCCAUCAAAGAUGUUCCUCUUUCUGUCUCUAUUCCUUUUUAUGUCUCAGGCUUGCAGGCCAGCACUGUUCAAGAAUUCAAUGAAGAAGUUAAACGCUACAUGGUGGGUGUACUCAUUCCCUUUAACCUUUCUUGGUCUAGCUUGUGCUGAAUAUGCUCAAGAAGUGAAAGCUAGCAUGGCCUCUUGGUUAAUGCUGGUUAUAUGUAUGGUCUCUGUGCUGGUUUUUAUUGGUUUGAUGCUCAUCACUGUACUCAAAAUUGAGAGGCUGCUACAUAAAAAUGCUCCCAUUAUGAGUUGA